This is a messenger RNA of Dermacentor silvarum, 1266 nucleotides long. RefSeq lists its product as uncharacterized. Gene Ontology annotation, cellular component: nucleus; transcription regulator complex. The record is from RefSeq and is a predicted model, not a curated record. NCBI's taxonomy places the organism in Eukaryota, Metazoa, Arthropoda, Arachnida, Ixodida, Ixodidae. Bases 118 to 1257 code for a protein of 379 amino acids. The transcript is spliced from 4 exons. Gene Ontology annotation, biological process: regulation of transcription by RNA polymerase II.
AGCGAGACGCUCCCGGCGUUAGCUACUAGGCGUUCUUCAAGUUUCCAGCCGGAAGCUGAGUAUAUUUGCUUCAAAGAAGAAAGGCGUGCCAGAGCGAAAGCUUACUUGUACAAGACCAUGGAUAAAUAUUUGACGGACCGUCGCAUCCAGCGCUGGACACCGGACAAGGAGGCACGGCUGAUAGGCCUCUACGAGCAGAACAGGUUGCUGUGGGAUAGCCGCCACCCCGACUACCACAACAAGGACAAACGCGAAGGUGCCAUGAGCGCCAUUGCGCAAGGACUGCAGGACGAAUUCGACGUGUUGGACGUGAAAAACAAGAUCAAAUGGCUGCGCGAUUACUUCGUAAAGGAACUAAAGAGGGAGCUAGGCUUGACGGUCAAAAGAACCUCACACCGGAGGCCCUCCUGCCAAGGCUACGUGUCCCGCUGGGAGCACUUUCACAAGUGGGCUUUCCUGCGUAGCAUCUGCAGUGCUGACUUGUGCUCGCCUUCGACCACCAAUGCACGAGAUUCCCAAAUGCAGAACGAUUCUGCGGACGUGCGGCCGCCGAUCCCCAACGGCGAAGGCAGAAGCGCCGAGAUGCCCGCUUCAACGCAAGGCUUCUCGUCGAAUGACAGCAGGCCGCAGACUCCCUCUGUACCACCCAAGAACAAUGCAGCUUGUAAUCCGGUCCCCGCGACGACGCCCGUAUGCGAGUCAUGCGCUCCUUCGCGCUCGAGCACGACGUCAACCCCUGCGGCGUUGGUCAUGGGUACAAGGCGUUCGGAAUCUCAUGUGCCAACACACACAAGCGACAAAGAGCACGAGGAUGCCGUACCAGCAUUCCGGGUCCCGUCAGCAAAUGAGAAAAGGGGACACGACUCACGAGCCAGUGAUGUCGAGACAGGACCGAGAAACGAGCCUGGUUUCGCAACGAUCGGCGACGUCUCCGUGGAUUUAUUCUCCCUACACGUCAUGUGCCAGCUGCGGGAGAUGAACCAGUACCAGAGAGACUUGGCGAUUCUGCGCAUACGGCAGCAGCUGUUCGACGCGCAAUACGCAGUCGAGCCAAGCGUCGCUGUCGUCGGGGCAGGUCAGUCAACUGCUCUUAGCGGCGUCGGGACAUCUCAUCAUACAGAAAGUCAACAGGUCUCUACAGCACACAACUCGCGGACGACCUGCGCUCUACGGCUCCCGUCGCCCAUUCGUACAGCAAGUGUUGAAAUCAGGGGCACCACACAGACGAGUCUGGGCGCAAGACCAGCAAGCGCGUAACCUAGAAUA